This is a messenger RNA of Cannabis sativa, 4823 nucleotides long. RefSeq lists its product as uncharacterized. The coding region runs from base 422 to 1522 and encodes 366 amino acids. Lineage: Eukaryota; Viridiplantae; Streptophyta; Magnoliopsida; Rosales; Cannabaceae. The transcript has 3 exons. The record is from RefSeq and is a predicted model, not a curated record.
UUUUUUGAUUUUCUAAGUAUAGAAAAUCAAAUUUCCCCUCUCAAGAGAGAAACCCUCUCCAGUCUCCACUCCAAAGCCCUCAAUCUGAUUCCUUUGAAUUUUCGGAGCAAAAUUUUCAUUGCCUGGCAAAAAGGAGGGCUCAAAUGGAAUCAUCCAUGGCUGAUGAGGACAGAAUUUCGAAAUUACCUGAUGCACUGAUCACUCACAUAUUGUCUUUUCUUCCCACUGAAGAAGUCGUUCGAACGUGCCUUCUUUCAAAGCGUUGGAAACUCAUCUGGUAUGCAGUCCCCACUAUCUUUUUCUCCAAUGAUAAAAAUAGGGAUGAUCUUGUACAAUUAUGUCGAUAAAUAUGUGGAACACCGCAAGAAAGGUGCGGAAUUUAUGGUCGAUUCAGACAUAACUAGUUUUGUGCUUCAUAUGAAUGGAGAAUGUCAAAGAAAGUAAGUUUUACCUCAUAGAUAAAUGGUUAGCUUAUGUUGUUGGGAAAAAGGUAAAGGAAUUAAAGCUUUCGGCGAAUCUGGAUCCAAUGCUGUACUACAGCUUACCACAAAUAUUUUUGGAAAAUGCAAGAUGUUUGACUAUUUUAGAGUUGUGUAACAUAGAGUUGGAUACUUCUUGUUCAUUUAGCUUUCCAUCUCUAAAAACUCUAUCGUUGCACGAUGUUCAUAUUUUAGAUACUACAGAGGAUGAUGGGGCAUUUAAGUUUUUGUUGGGUUGCCCUUCUCUUGAAAAGUUGCUGUUACGUGAUGCUGAAUUCGAUGAUCACUUCCGAUUGCAAAGUUCAAGCCUCAAGUUCUUGAAAGUUGAUUAUUUAAACAUGUAUCAUGAAUCAUAUCUUCAAGUUGAAGCCAUAAAUCUUGAGUCUUUGAUACUAAAGGAUGUUAUUUUCAACAAAAUAGAUCUCUCUUCUUGCAAGAAAGUUAGAAAUCUCUCAUUAGCUGAAUGUACGGAAGAUAGUCAGUCAUCAUUACAAGUUUUUAUCUCUAAUUUUCCUCUUCUUGAGCACUUGACUUUGAGUUUCUAUAGUUUUUAUGAAUAUAGUUCAAAGCAUCUUAAAAUCUCGAAUCAACACUUGAAAAGUCUCAUUGUUAAGGAGUACGAUCCAGAUGAAAUGAUCAACACUAUUACAAUUGAAUCAGCUCCAAAUUUUACAUCCUUUUGUUAUAGAGGUGAUAUCUGUUUUAGCAUAUCUCUAGAGUCAUCUAAUUUGUUGAAUGGAACAUUCGAUCUAUACGAGGAACCUUGGCUUGACUGCGACACAAGAUUUACCAAUCUAAUGAAAUUUUUCUCAAAUUUCAAUUGCUCUUGGAAUGUUGUAAGCCUACUUUUCCACGACAAUAAGGCUCUCGUAUUGUCAGAAAAGUUGAAGAACAUAUGUCCUUCUCCCUUGAUUAAUUGGAAGCAUCUCAAAUUAGUUAUUGGUGAAUAUGAUCCUGAAAAAUUAUCAGAUUGGAAGGAUUCAUUGUUGUGGAUUUCACCUUCUUUAGAAACAUUAUUUAUUAACGGGAAGCUGAUAUUUUAGUUUGCAUUACAAUAAUGUAAUUGUUGAUUAUGAGUAGCAAUGACUUUUUGAUUGUGUAUGAGGUUUUUUCCUCAUACUUUUUUUUUUUUUUGUGAAUUAGUUGAUAUUGCUCAAUUUAUUUUUAUACAUAUUGUUGCAAUUCUUAUAAAUAAUCUACAAACUUGAUAUAUAAAGUUUAUUAGAAUAUAUGAUUGGCUUUUCUCAUUUUUCCUAAAUGAAAGAAUUGCUUUGAAUUUGAAAUAUUGUAUGGCUACAUUAUUUUAACUUUGCUUUUUCAUUUUUAGUAUUAUAAAGAAGACACAACAUAUGGCAUAGUCUGUAAUUGUUCUAGCAGUGAUGUUUCUUAUCUCAUUUCUCUGAUGUUUUUUUGUUGAGAUCUGUAAAAGUGAACUUAUGUCUCAGUUGCUUAUCAGAAUGAUCUUCCAAUUGAAAUAAAGAUCAUUCUGAUGUAAAAGAUUAACUAUGCAUGCAAUUGAUGAUUGUGAUGAGCCUGACUCAGUGGAAUCUUUUAGCAUCUUGAUCACUUGAACCCUUUGAAUCGAUUCCUCAAUCAUUUCAGAGGAAUUCAUUUCAAGAAAAUCAGUGCCAGCCAAGUUUUGAUUACUAAGUUUUAUAUCUGUUUUGUUGAUUAUAAUUAAAACACGUUCAUGUAAAAAUUCAGUAAAGUUCUUUAUGCAAGUGUUAUAUACCAGCGGAAUUGUCAGUGAAACAUGUUCAUGUAAACAUGAUCAUAAUUGUCAGUGAUCAAACUUGUAUUGUCAGUGAUCAUUUCUCUCAGGUCUCUUGAGUAAUGUAUUCAUAUCUUGUGCCAACUCCUAUGUUUCGUGGACUGUCAUCUCGCCAUAGUGAGUCCAUGAUUGCUGCAAGCUGAUAUAUAUAAGCACAUGUUUUACUUCUCUCUGAGGAGCAAAUUCUAAAAACUCAUGGCCUCCCACAAACAACUCUACUUGCUUUUUUAUACGAGGAUUGUUAUUGGGCACCAGUAGUACCCAAUACUUACUAUAAGUGACGUCUUACAAUUGAUUAUCGAUAUUCCGUAAAAGUUAUUUUUUUAAGUUAUAUAGGACUCGAUACUUAAUUGACACCGAGAAGGGUGUUAGGCACCAGUAGUGCCUUUUAACAAUUCUCUUUUUAUACGGGUUUAAGGAGGAGGGUAUUUUAGACAUUUUAUAUUAUUAUAGAGUUAAUCUUUUGAUUAACUUAUAUAAGGUUUGUAUCUACUUGCUAUAAAUAUGGGUUAAAUGAGAGUUAUUUACUUUUUGUUUGGCCUUGUCUCUUCUUUUUCUUCACAUUUCUUGUUUCUUGGAUGGAGCAGCAGCAUUAAUAUUAAUACUUAUUUGAUUACGUUAAGUAAAAAAAAAGUACUAAAUAUUUAUUGCUGGCUGUAUCAACUAAAUAAUUUUAUAUAUUAAUUUAUUGGAAAGGAAACAUCUCUUCCUUCCUCUCUAUUUAUUAAUUCCUCAACCUCAAUCUCAGGUUACAUACAACAUCAGGUAACCAUUUUCAUGGCUUUACUUUUUUUUUUUUUACUUUCUUUCUUUUGGAAUGACUUUUCAUGUUUUUCUUAUGUUAUUUGUGUUAUGUUGUUACAGCACUAGCUCACACAGUUCUCAUCAAUGGGAAAUGAUGAUGACAGAAUUUCAAAACAACCUGAUCCACUGCUCAUUCACAUCAUGUCGUUUCUUACCACACAAGAUGUCGUUCGAACAUGUCUCCUUUCAAAGCGUUGGAAACUCAUCUGGUAUUCGGUCCAACAAUCUUUUUCUAUGAUGUUUCUAAUAAUGUUAAAAAGUUAUACAACUAUGUCGAUAACUAUUUGAAGAAUCUCAAGAAAGAUGUUAUGAUAACUAGUUUUAGGCUUUACAUGAUUGGAUUUUACUAUAGAAGAAGCAAGGCUGAAGUUCUAGACAAAUGGUUAGCUUUUGCAGUUGAGAAUAAGGUUAAGGAACUGCAUUUUUGCUUAGAUCAACAGCCUGUAGAAUACAUGUAUUCAUCCCAUCACUAUAUCUUGCCUAAGUUUGUAUUACAGAAUUCAAGAAAUUUGACUAUUUUGAAGUUGGAUGGGGUAGAGGUUGACACUAGUUCUUAUUCAUUUAGUUUUCCAUCUCUAAAAACUUUGUCAUUGGGACAAGUUCGACGUUCGGAUAAUGCUGAGGUUGAUGUGGUAUUUCAGUUCUUGUUGGGUUCCCCUUCUCUUGAGAAAUUGAUGUUACUUAACUAUUGCUUCUUAGGUGUUGAAAGUAUCCCCCCCUGCGAAGUUUAAGCCUUAAGUUUUUUGAACUUGAAAUUUCAGCAUGUUUGUUUGUUGUCAAAUUUGAAGCCAUAAAUCUUGAAACUUUGUUACUACAUAGAGUUUCAUUGGACAAUUAUAAUUUCACCUCUUGCAAGAAAAUUAGAAAUCUCUCGUUAGUUGACUGUUCGGAAUCUGACCGGCCAAUAUUAGAAGAUCUUAUUUCUAGUAAUCCUCUUCUUGAGAAUUUGACAUUGAAAAGCUGCACUUCAGAUUUGGACCAUCUUAAAAUCUCAGGUCAACACUUGAAAUGUUUCAGUUUUACUGAUUGUGAAUAUGUUGGCUAUAAUGUUGGGAUAGUGAGAAACAUUACAGUUGAAUCAGCUCCAAGAUUAGAAUACUUUAGUUAUUUAGGUCACAUAAAUUGUACAAUAUCGACAGAGUCGUGCAAUUUGUUGAAUGGAAAAAUUGUAAUUACUUCAUCCAGUGAGAACUAUAACACAUUCUGGUUCACCCUUUUGCUGAAUUUUCUUAUGAAUCUCAAUUGCUCCUGGAAUAUUGUAAUCCUAGGUGUUUACACAGUUGAGGUAUGACUAUAUUGUUUUGUUGUUUUAUUUAAUGUUCAUAUUAUUAAUUGGUAUAUACAUUGAUAUGUUUAUGUCUUUGUAUGAAGGCUCUCGUAUUGCCAGAAAAGUUGAAGAGGAUAAGCAUCUCAGAGUUUUACUCUACACCAUGAACCCGAACGAGUGGUAGACUCAAAGGACACCUUGAUGUGGAUUUCACCGUCUUUAGAAACAUUGUCCAUUAAUGGAGAGGACAUAAUUUAGUUUCUUUACCAUAUUGCAACUGUCAUUUAUAUAUGAUUUGUUUUGUCAUGAAUGUCCUCUAUUAGUAGCUUUGUAGUAAUGAUGAAUUUGACUACUUUGCAUAAGAAUGAGAUUUCUUUUCCUUAUAUUUUAUUAUGAACUAGUUGAUAUGAGUAUGUUACAAUUCUUACAAAUAUACACACUUGCAUAGUAUAAUGGAGUUUUCUCAUUUGUCCUUAAUGAAAACUUGAAACUUGAAAAGCAA